Messenger RNA from Drosophila navojoa, 695 nucleotides. Its product is annotated as MD-2-related lipid-recognition protein. The record is from RefSeq and is a predicted model, not a curated record. Gene Ontology annotation, molecular function: sterol binding. Gene Ontology annotation, biological process: sterol transport. NCBI's taxonomy places the organism in Eukaryota, Metazoa, Arthropoda, Insecta, Diptera, Drosophilidae.
CAUUAUCUGUUCACGGGCCGUGAAUCUGUGCUGUUAUCAGUGACGCUGCGCUCCGUUCACCUUUGACCGGGCGAUAAGGCGCUGCUGGCAGCCUUUUGGACCUGCUGUGAGAUCAGUCGAACGGCGCAUUCCAUUCCCAACGCUCAAGCCAAUAUGUCACUGUCACUGUCGCUGUCGUUGUCGCUGCUGCUGCUGCUGCUGGUCGCAUUGGCCCACGCAGAGGUAAUUAACUUUCACACCUGCGCGGGAACCGAGGAGCAGUGCUCGAUUGAUGAGAUCCGCGUAGAUCCGUGCCCACAAGCUCUGGAAAACCUGGCCUGUCGCAUACGCCGCCGCCGUCCGGCCCAUAUGUCCUUCAAGUUUACGCCAAAGUUCGACGCCGAGAAACUGGAGGCCUCGCUCAACUGGGUAAAGAGCGAAGCGGAGCUGCUGCCCUUGGUCACCCUGGAGAAGGAUGCCUGCAAGUCCACCAGCUGCCCCGUGAAGGCCGGCGUCCAGCACACCUACGCCAUCCAAGUGCCCAUCGAGUCCAAGUUUCCAGUGAGCACCUACACCAUACGCUGGGCCCUCCAGGAUCCGGUGAGCAGCAAGCGCUGCUGCUUCAAUAUGGACAUCAAGGUGGUGCGCUAAGCUCAGCUGCAUUGGUGGUGCAAUAAAACGCAGUUUUUUACUUAAUAAAUUUUGUGUUUGCUUUU